GAUAAAAAUUUUAGCUAAGGGGCCAAUGAUGCUUGCACGGAAGUAUAGUAGCUACAGCAUAAAUGGAUUUGAUUUCCACACAGAACAAUAUGACGAGAGUAGAUCUAUUCAAAAUAGUGGGGUUGCUCUAGUUGCAGAGUCAACGAGUUUUGAAAGGGGCAAUGAUGAUAACAUCAUAAUAGGAAACAAGACCUAUUAUGGUAUUAUAAAGGAAAUUAUUGAACUGAACUAUCACCAUCAAGGGAAUGUGGUGCUGUUCAAGUGUGCUUGGGUUGAUAACCGGGUGCAGAACAAAUGGGUAAAAACUGAUCAAUUUGGAGUCACAACAGUCAAUUUUAGGCAUUUGUUCAAUACUGGUGAAAAGAUAUCAGAUGAACCUUUCAUUCUAGUAUCACAGGCAGUUCAAGUGUUCUAUGUUCCUGAUCCAAUUGAUAUGGAGUGGGUUGCUGUCCUUCAAUCAAAACCAAGAGACAUUUAUGACAUGGAUAAUUUGGACAGUGAGCACCUAGAUAAUGGAAGUGGAAUAGUUAUGCCAUUGUCUGAUCUCAAUGCCAAUGUGACCGUUGAUAUUGUUAAUGGGGUUGUCCCUAGUGUUAGAAAUGAUAUAGAUGGUAUAAUUGUUGAUCCAAAGAAGUCUAAAAAAAAUCUAGAAAGAGAAAAAAUGUCAAGAGAAAAAGGAAACAAUAAGCAAUCCACCCUCAGCGAGUAUGAGCAGCGGCGGCUUGCAAACAUUGAAGAAAACAAAAGGAAGCUGGAUGCUCUUUCUGUCCCUAAGAUGAACACAUUGGUGCAGCACAAUCAGCCUAAGAAAAGAACAAAGGUUAGUAUGAAAUUUUCUGUUACAAUAAACCCAUCAGCCAAGUGGUGCAGCAACUGA
This is a messenger RNA of Panicum virgatum (switchgrass), 877 nucleotides long. RefSeq lists its product as uncharacterized. The transcript is spliced from 3 exons. NCBI's taxonomy places the organism in Eukaryota, Viridiplantae, Streptophyta, Magnoliopsida, Poales, Poaceae. The record is from RefSeq and is a predicted model, not a curated record. Bases 26 to 877 code for a protein of 283 amino acids.